AGUUCACUGUUUCACGUAUUCAGAUAAGUAGAUGACCACUAGUGAGAGAAACAAAGAGAAAGAGAGAGCGUACCAAAUCCGGUGGAGAGCAGAGAGAGAGUGAACGGAGGUGGUGGUGUGGUGUGGUGCACAAAGGUCCCCGGUCGGAGGAGGUGAGCCGUGAUCGGUCCGGCGAACGGCAGAGAAGAUAGGGCGAGCGUACGCAGAUCAUGAGGUGAAAGAAACCCCUAAAUCAUGGACGCAAGACGGAAUGUCACCAAACGAGGGUUUAUUAGGUACACAUUUCUUCUACUUCUGAUACUCGUGACCCUUUCUUUUAUCGCCAUCUUCAACCACACCCAAUUCCAAAACAUAACUUCAUUCUUACGACCACUUUGGGACACACCGCCACCUCCAUUUCAGUACAUACCCCAUUACUACGCAGAAAACGCCUCCAUCAACAACCUCUGCAACCUCCAUGGAUGGACCUUAAGCUCUGAACCACGCAACGUCUUCGAUGCUAUCCUAUUCAGCAACGAACUCGACUUGCUUGAACUCAGAUGGCGUGAACUUUACCCUUAUGUCACCAAAUUCAUCAUCCUCGAAUCAAACAUGACCUUCACCGGAAUCCCCAAACCUCUCACCUUUGCUUUAAAUCGCCACCGUUUUGCUUUCGCUGAAGAAAAAAUAAUUUACGGUUUCCUCCCCGGAGAAGUCCCACCUUCCGAUGUCCAUAUCGACCCCUUUUUGAUCGAGUCACAUCACCGGAGCAUCAUGAACGAGUUAAUCCGACGGUCUGGAAUCUCCGACGGCGAUCUUCUGAUUGUAUCAGACACCGACGAGAUUCCGAGUUCACACACUGUUAAUCUUCUCCGGUUGUGCGACGGGUUGCCGUCGGUUUUGCAUCUCGAAAUGAGAAAUUACCUUUACUCGUUUGAGUUUCCAGUUGAUUACAAUAGCUGGCGAGCCACCGCUCAUAUAUACAGCCGGUGGAGUCGUUACCGCCACUCCCGCCAGACGGAUCUGAUACUCUCCGACGCCGGAUGGCACUGCAGCUUCUGUUUCCGGCACCUGAGUGAUUUCGUUACAAAGAUGACGGGGUAUAGCCACGCGGAUCGAGUGAAGAGAAAAGAGUAUUUGGAUUACUCGAGGAUUCAGCGUAAGAUUUGUGGUGGAGAUGAUUUGUAUGAUAUGUUGCCGGAGGAGUUUAGUUUUAAGAAGUUGAUCGGAAAAAUGGGGUCGGUGCCUCGUUCGUCGUCGGCGGUUCAUCUUCCGGGAUAUUUAAUAGAAAACGCCGAGAAGUUUAAGUUUCUUCUUCCCGGUGGUUGUCAGCGUUCACCUGAGUGAGUUUUAUUUGUCGUAUUUUGAGAAGUAAUGAAGCAAAUUCAGUUUAUUGUUUAUAGAUCCUUUAAAGAUUUGGUAAUUUUAAGGAAUAACAAUGUUAACAUUCUGGUAAA
Lactuca sativa (garden lettuce) is the source of this 1436-nucleotide messenger RNA. RefSeq names its product beta-1,4-N-acetylglucosaminyltransferase family protein. NCBI's taxonomy places the organism in Eukaryota, Viridiplantae, Streptophyta, Magnoliopsida, Asterales, Asteraceae. Gene Ontology annotation, molecular function: beta-1,4-mannosylglycoprotein 4-beta-N-acetylglucosaminyltransferase activity. Gene Ontology annotation, biological process: N-acetylglucosamine metabolic process. Gene Ontology annotation, cellular component: membrane. The record is from RefSeq and is a predicted model, not a curated record.